ACACUCUCUCUCCCCUUCCCACUCCAACAAACUACACAAAUCAAUCCACCAAUUCAUUCAUUCCAAAAACAAUGAAAAAAGUGCCGGAGGUGACCGUCCAGCUGCCGGAGACGAAGACAGCCGCCGAGAACGUCGGCCACCGGAAAAGUGACGUCAUGCACGGCGCGAUCCGGCUUGUCUGCCUGCUGACGAGCGUGACGGCGCUGGCGGUGAUGACGACGGCCAAGCAGGCCUCCAGCAUCUCCCUCUACGGCUUCAGCUUGCCGCUCUACUCCAAGUGGUCCUUUGCCGACUCCUUCGAGUAUCUUGUUGGUGUAUCGGCAGCUGUGGCCGUUCAUUCCUUGCUCCAAUUGCUCAUCAAUGUCACUCGGAUGCUUCGUAAAUCUCCUCUAAUUCCUUCUAGAAAUCAUGCAUGGCUCAUUUUUGCCGGUGACCAGAUAUUUGCAUACAUGGCUAUGAGCGCAGGAUCAGCAGCAUCGGGUGUGACAAGCUUGAACCGGACGGGUAUCCACCAUUCAGACUUGCCGAAUUUCUGCAAGCCAUUGCAAGUUUUCUGUGACCGGGUGGCGGUCUCCAUAGCCUUCACGUUUUUCACGUGCUUCUUGCUCGCCGUUUCUGUGGUCCUCGACGUAGUUCGCCUCUCUAACUGCUAAAUUAACCUGCAAUAAUUCGGAUUUUGCAGUUGCCGUAUGAUGAUAGUGAUGUACUUUUCGAUGAUCUAAAAUGUCUUAUUAAUUUGGAUUCUCCAUCUUA
Salvia splendens (bonfire salvia) is the source of this 753-nucleotide messenger RNA. Its product is annotated as CASP-like protein 3A1. NCBI's taxonomy places the organism in Eukaryota, Viridiplantae, Streptophyta, Magnoliopsida, Lamiales, Lamiaceae. The record is from RefSeq and is a predicted model, not a curated record. The coding region runs from base 72 to 653 and encodes 193 amino acids. The transcript has 3 exons.